This is a messenger RNA of Toxoplasma gondii ME49, 11452 nucleotides long. RefSeq lists its product as hypothetical. The record is from RefSeq and is a predicted model, not a curated record. NCBI's taxonomy places the organism in Eukaryota, Apicomplexa, Conoidasida, Eucoccidiorida, Sarcocystidae. The coding region runs from base 105 to 9896 and encodes 3263 amino acids. The transcript has 7 exons.
GAAAAAACGAAGGCACGGCCCGCGUAAGGUGGAGCGAGACACGGAGACAGUGUCUCUCGCAGAUCCGAGAGGAUGAGGAAAUUGGCUGUCGACCUCUUCCACCGAUGCGCGAGUCCUUAGAGUGUCACAGUGUGAAUGCCAUUUUCUCUCCACGUGGAAGUCGCGAGGCCGAGCCGCCUUUCUCGUUCUCGUCCGCGGCUCGUUCUCCUCGGAUUUCUCCUUCCUCUUCGUUCGCUUUUUCGCGUUCUGGGAAGGCCGCCUUCUCCUCUUCGUCACCCGCGGCGUCUCCUGGUCGAGUGCACACCGGUGAAAACGCGACGGCGACGCUGUCCGCGUCCUCUGCGGCCCCAUUUCGAUUUGGCAGAUUUACCGGGGGAGACUCGCGGGACCUCAGCGCCCGACGCAGGGUGUGUGAUGCACAACCGAGCGGUCGCGAAGAAGAGCUGCAAUUGCGGGCCGGACGGAUGUGGGGUCGGGGAGGGGAAGUGACACCUGGAAGCGGCGAGAACAGUCGCAUGCAAAGAGAUGCUGGAGAGUUUUGGGGGGGGAGGCCUGGAUCUGCUGAACGGAAGGAAAGAAGUCCUUUCAAUGACGAAAUGAAUCUUCGGCCCUCGACUCGCGCGUCCCCCACUGCAGACACACCGUCCCGCAUUCCGAACUCACGAGCUUCUUCGGGCUCGUCUUCUUGCUCGUCUUCGUCUUCUUGCUCGUCUUCGUCUUCUUGCUCGUCUUCGUCUUCCUCCUCUCGCAGCUCAACUUCGUCUUUCGACUCUGCUUCUCCAGUUGAGAGACUUCUCGACCAACUGGCGGACCUGGAGAAGCGGGUGAGCUGCCGCAGAGGGGAGAGCCGGCGAAGUCCUGGAUCGUUUCUUGCAUCUUCUCGUCGAGAGUUCUUGAAGCUUUCCAGUCGGGAUUUGGAGGAGAUCGCCGCGUGUCUUCUCCCCUCAGUUCGAUUCAUGGCCUUCGACCAGCUGACGCGAAUGCUCGCUGCGCUCGCGUCUCUCAUGAGGGCAACCCCGCAGUCCUCGUCCUCUCGGCUCUUUUCGUCUUCGACGCUCGAGCCGUACGUUCAUCUCCUUGCGCCUAACAAGUCUUCGGCGCGCUCUGGGUCGCCUCGUCUCUCUCCUUCUCCGUCUUCGUCGUUGCCUUCGCUUCCCAGCCUCCCUCUGCGUUUCUUUCCGGACCGUGCUGGUCUCUCCUCCCCUCUUUCUGGGACUGAACCGAUCUCUGCGGGAGACAGAACACACAGUGCGUUCCUGCAGACUCUGCGAACUCUGCCAGGCGACAGCUCGACAUGCGUCCAACUCUUGCGGCUGACCUGCACUGCAGCCAUCGCCUGUCUCAGACCUUCUUCUUCCUCUCCUUCUUCUUCGUCUCCUUCUUCUUCCUCUCCUUCUGCUUCCUCGUCUGCUUCUUCCACUCCUCUUUCUCCUCCUCUUUGCGUCCCUGCAGCCUCGACUCGAGAGCCAGCAGGGCUCACGCUUGCGUCUGUGCUUCAGUUUCUCCACGUCGUUGUGAGUGACUUGUCUCUGUCUUCACCGGCUCUCUUUCGACGGGCAGCUGCGCAUCUGGCGGACGAAUCGCCUCUCCUCGAGCACUCUGCGCCUCGCGACUGCGCCCGUCUGUUGCAUGUCUUCAUGAAGCACGAGCUUCUGCUCGCUGAGCAAGAGAGGAGACAAGCGUCGAAUCGCUGGCCCUCGACAGCGAAGCCUGCGGCUCCACUGGGUCGUGUGACCGCCUCGAACCAGCCUCCGAACGCGCGUCUUCGUUCGCCGUCUCCUCACGCCCAGGCCGCCCUGCUGUCCGUCCGCCCUCCGUCGCCUCGCUCUGGCGCCUCGGCUGCGGCCUCGCCGGAUGCUUCCACUUCUCCCUGGGGGCGUCUGACCUUUGAGCAUGCCCUGACGGUCCCCAUGUUUCCUCUGGCGGACUCGCCGCUCUCGUCUGCCUCCGUGCUGCGAGUCUUUCGCCGCCUGGCGGCUCGGCUCUCCAAGCUGCAGCAGAGACACUCUGCCGUCUUCAAAGAGCGUGCCGCGUUGGAGGAGACGGGACGAGUGCUGCAGGCGAAGAGGGAGGCGCUUCACGGCCGAGCGGAGAGUUGGAGAGACGCGGAAGCGCGAGACGGGAGUCUGAGACGACCGGCAGGAAGUAGCCAAGUAGAAGGCGCGAGCGCAAGAGAGGGCGCAGGCGCUGGCGGCAGGGGAGAACGAGAAGGAAGAAGAGAUGGGAGCGAAACAGACGCAAAGGACUGGAGGGAGCUCGAAGCAGAGGAGAAGAGAAUUGCCGCUCGACGUGAGGAAGUGAGUGGAAACGAUCAACUCCUCGUUUUGAAUGGACAAGACCUGGCGAUGAUUUUCGAUGCAUGCAUCAAAAUGCGUCUCAUCGAUCUCCGACUGUUCACCCUGCUGGUUACUUCGUCGCUGCGGACUCUCCUUCAAAGCUCGCGCAACCCUCCGCAUCUUCCGCCUCUUGCUCGGUUGUCUCCGUCGCCUCCGUCCUCUCUGUCUCUGUCUGAAGUGUCUCCUUUUCCUGCCUCAGGGGGGUCUGCUCGGGGGGCUUGGGCGCGAGAAGAAAGAGACCGGCAGUGCACGGGGAGAGACUGGGCUGCUCUGUACGGACAGUUGGUGUGUCUGCUCAAGCUGCUUGAGGAGGCGCAGUCGCAUGCAGUCUCCGUGAGUGUUGGAUUGCCUUCUGAGCCAGGCACCAGCACCGGACGAGCAGCCGCGCAGGCGGCCUCCCAUCCCUCGCCUCGUUUAGGCGAGGGUCGACAUCCCUCUCCGUUCUCGUCUCCGUUUGGUUCUCCUCUCCACGCACCCACAUCGUCUUCGCUCUCUUCGUCUCCUCUCGCUUCGUCUUCUCGUUCUUCGUCACUAGAGCUGAAGGAGCAAGGCGAGCGUCCUGUGGAUUCAGGGGUAGUUGUGCUGGCGUCUCGAGUUCUCCCUUUCCUCGUUCGAGACGUUCCUGCUGCCCUCGGACGGGAGAAGCUGAUGAGUCUGCACCCCCACAGCCUCGUGGCGCUAGUGCACGGCAGCAGCGAGCUGGUGCGGUUCACAGCGCGGUUGUCGGACAAGGACUUCCUGAGAAUUCUUUCUCUCGCGGCGGACAGGAAGAGCGAAGCGUCUUCUCGGCAGAGUGCGACGGCGGUGGACGACGAAGAGCGGUGCGACAGACGCGUCGCAGAACCGUGGAAGAGACUCGAGUGGGUUGCGCGAUGCGUUGCGCGAAAGGGAGCUCAGAAUGCAGAGAAAAGCGAAUUGUGGAGAAUGCUGAAGGACUGCCAUGCCCGAAUUAUGAGUUCCGCCUUUCAAUUCGAGCCUUCGCACAUCUCUGUUCUUCUUUCGGCGUACGCAAACCUCCAGCAGAAGCUGCCGUCCAAUUCCACCUCUGCGUCAUCGUCGCAGAGCACGCUGGAAGGAGACCACUGGCGAGAACAAGGCGAGUUGUCAGGGAGAACUGAGGACGAGAUUCUCUGCCUCACCGACUUGAUUGCGUCCACUUCGUUCACACAACGAGUCGUGGAGGUUGUGCCGAAAUUCGUCGUUCCUCACCACUGCGCUACGACGCUGCGGGCACUCUCUCUCUUUCUCUCAACCCACUCGGCCGUUACAUCUUCUUCGCCUUCUGGCCGGCGCGUUUCGCCCAUGGCGUUGACCGCGUCUUCUUCGCCUCACUGCUCUUCUUCAUCUCUGUUGUCUCCGUCUCCGUCGCCUUACUCGAGCGCCUCUUCUGCACGUCACGGUGAAGCUUCCAGCGGCCGAGAACCAACAAUGGAGAAACGAGACGCCACUCGUCAUGCCGCAAACAAUGCCGCAAAACUUUUUCAAGCGUUGCUCGGAAGACUGCUUGAAGCUGACAGUCUGCGGACAAAGAAAUGGACAGGAAAGGAGCUCGUGACUUUGGCUGGCGCCGUCGCUCGCGCUGCACCCGCUCUACUUCCUCUCUCGUCGAUGCCCUCCGCGGCUGCUUCGCUCGCGUCCUCUGCUCAUCGUUGGUCUCCUGGACUCCCGUCGCCUCGUGGGUGUUCUCUGCUUCCUGCCUCUUUCGUCUCGUCUACGUCGUCUUCGUUCAGUCCUCACCCUCUGGCUUCUGCUCCUUCUUCUUCGGCUCCUUCUUCUGCUUCGUCUCUUCUCGCGACUGGUCUCGCUGCCUCUGGAGAGGAAGGGAGCUUCGGAGGCGAGGACUGGCGAGGAAGGUUGCGGAACUCCGGGGGUGGGCAGGAAGAACACGAGAGCGAGAGGCGCUGUGCAGAGGAGAGCGAAGAUGAAGACGACGGAUUCGGUCUUUUCCACGCGUCGCUUUCGGGAGAAGAUAAAUCGCGACCCAACCGCGUUGCGGCUGCGACAGCCUACGGCGCCUGUGCUGCGAGUCCGGCUCUGACGUCUCCAUCUUCGUUGCACAAAGCGCUCCAGUACGAGGCCCAGUCUCUGUGCCGUCCGUCUGCUCUCGUCUCUGUCGUUCCGCCUGCGUCGCUCUCGCUGAGUCUGGACUUCCAGAGACUGUCUCCCUCUGCGGUCGAGCGCAAGCCAGCGCCGUGCGUUGUCUCUCAGUUUUUCGCGUCGCUUGCGGCGUUUUUACUGGAUGUGAAGGCUCCCGCGUCUCGUGCGUCGACUUUGCCGGAACCCAGUCGCCUCGCGCCGCAGUGCCGCUCUCCUUGGGGUCGGUCUGGGGCACAGGGUUUCGAGGAGACAUCCCGACGUUUGUCUCCAGGUUCUUCUGAAGCUCCCUGUGGCGCGUUGCCGGCUUCGUCGACUGCUGUCCCCGCCGCCGGAGAGGCGCGCCCGCCGUUUGCCUCGACCGUGUUGGAGGCGAGUCUGCCUUCCCCGAACCUUCUCGUGAUGAUGAUGGACGCCUUGGUCUCGGCCGCGAUCGCCUUCCACGACUGGGAGCUUCUGCGCAGGAGGCAAGAGACAGGGCGUUUGCAGGCGAAGCCGGCGCGUCUGGGAAAGGAGCUCGGAGCCUGCAGGUCGCACACGGCAGACGCGGAAGCUGAAGGCGAAGGAGUGGAAGCGGCACCGCGUGCGGGCGACUCUGCUGCUGUUGCAGGACCUGGGGAUCCGAUGCUCUUCCUGGCGAACGAAGACGACGCGACUCGCGACGUGAGUCGCCUUCUGCAGAUGUGCGGUUACCUUCUGGCCGCUCGACACGGACAAGACUUGACGCUUCUCGACGUAGCGACUUUGGCGCAUGCCUUCUCGAAGGCUCCGUUACUCCUCAAUGUCUUCCUCCCCACUGUGGCGCUCAGCGCUCACCCAGGACUCACCUCCAGCCCACUACUCGUUUCUUCGUCCUCCUUCUCCUCUCCUCCUGUCGCACCUAACUCUUCUUCGUCUCUUUCCACCUCUCUCACAGUCGCUCCCUCUCCUUCUGUAUCUCCUUCCAUCUCUCCAUCUAUCUCUCCUUCCAGCUCGUCUUCUAUUUCUUCUUCUAUUUCGUCUUCUGUCUCUCCUUCUGUCUCUCCCUGGGGUACGCCUCCGCCUGUCCCUGCAACGCCUGCUGGCUCGGUUCCGGCCUUGCUGCGGCGUUCGGGAGUGCUGUCGCUGUCGGGGAGCGACCUGUGCGUCAAUCCGCUACUUCUGUGUUUGCUCAUGUCGAUGGCGUCUCGUCGAACGGAGAAUCUCGCUUCCUUCUCUGCACCUGUCUACGCGUUAGUCGGUUCGGGGCGCGCGCCGGCUUCGCGACACCCAUCCGUAUCUCUCGCGUCGAGGCGAAGCCGACUGGCUGUCUCCGUCGCGCUUCUUUCGACGCUCGCCAAGGCGACGGUUGCGUCCGCUCCAGGACUCGAGGAGCAGUCGCGGGCGGCGGCGGGGCAACGGUACGCGGCCGCAGCGGAAGACAUCUGGAGAAGCGAGGACGCACUGUCGGGGAGAUCGACCGGAGAACGCGAGGGAGAAGCCGCGUCGAACGCGACGGGUCUGGACACCGGCGAGGCGGCGGGAAGGAGGACGGAGACGCUGGAGGCGCAGCUGGAACGCGCAGGUCGAGCGAGAGAGAAACGAAGAAGCCUGGAGACUCCCGGGACCACAGAAGGCGAGAAGAAGGGAGCUCCAGGACAAGACCGAGUUGACCGAUGGAGUGACGCAGACGCGACGGCUGUUUAUCGGAGGAUGUGGACGCAUCCGAGGACAUGCGACGUCGUUCGCGAAACGGCGCAGCUGCUGCGAGAAGAAGGCGAGGAGGCUGAGGCGUCCUUGAAAGCGUGGAUGGAGAAACGCUGCGAGUCUGGAAAUGACCGGAGUCAUUCAAAAGAUCUGCAGGCGUUCGUCGCCUCUCUGACGGUCCUCGCGACGCUCUUCCAACAAGCGUGUCUUGCCGUUUCACGAGCUCUCAGCUCGCUUCUUCUCUCCCCUUCUCUCCCCUCCUGGUCUCCAUGUUCUUCGCCAUCUUCUUCUUCAUUUUCGUCUCCAGGUUUGUCUCCGUUUCCGUUGGCUUCUUCUUCCUUUGGUGGCGGAGGUUCGGUGGCAUCUGCUGGUCCGCCUCUUUCUGUUUCUGACUCGGCGUCUCCUGCUGGCAACAGCCCCGCGUUGCCGGGUGACGUAGCGGGCAGGGAGACAAGGACGAAAAGCGUUCAUGGAGGAGAAGGCGACGCAGGCGAAAGACACAGAAAAGAAGAAGAAGACAGGAAAAGCGAAGGCCUUGGAGUCGUCCACGACUACGUUUCUCUCUUGCUUGCCCUGGAAGAUCUUAGCGCCGCUCUUGUCGCUUGCAAUGGUGCGUUGCUGGGGAACUCGCACGACAGGGCGAAGCAUGUGGAAGAAUCAGAGUCCAGUUCUCUUAAUUUAUCGAAGACAGCGGAGUCGACAUCGCGCGGCAUGCCCGUUGCUGCCCUUCCUCACUCGCCGGAGGGAUCUCCGAUUCCAGUCGUCCCUUCUUCUCUUUCGUCCGGCUCUUCCUCCUCGAGUUUUGUUCCGACUUCGCCGUGUGAUUCUGCUCCUUCGUCAGCUUCGCCGUCUGCUGCAAGUGGCUCACCGUCUCCUCUUUUCAGGAUUUUGUCUUCUCCUUCUGCCGAGGGAAUUUCUUUCCGCUGCUCUUCUCGCCAGGCGGCGCAGAUGGCCGAGGGCAUCAUUGACACUUUGCUUGGGCUGGAAGGUUUGCUGCUUCUCUCGAGACAUCCGGCACUCGCGAAGAAGCUGAAAGUGCAGCUGCCGUCGAAGAGACAGGAAUCACUCCACAGCGCCGAGGAGACACCGAACAACAGCCGAGAGGAGACAGCGCGCACCGAGGCGGAGGGGAGAACGAGACGAAGACGAAGGCCUGUUGUCCUUCGUCUGGAAGCGAGUGUGAGAGACAUCAUGGAUAUGCAGCGCAUGCGAUACAGAGAGGAGAAUGGAGGAGAGGCAGAAGAAGUGAACCGAUGCCGCGCGUUCGAGAGGGGAGAUUGCGAAGAAGUGGAUUUCUCUCCAACGCACAGGGCGUACGGAGAGUUUUACGAGACGCGAAUUGAGAGACUGUUAGGCAAAGCCACAGGCCAGCUUGAGGCCCUGUUGCUUCUCUCUCUGUACAACGACGCGACCUCUUGCGGGAGGAAGGCGCGCAUGAAGGAGACUCGAUUCGGAGCGAAAGAAGCGGAGACAAAGGACGAAGAAUUUCUCUUUUCCCUCAUUCGCUCCUCUCGCCUCGGACUGUGUCUGAGAGUCCUCGACACAGGCCGAAUCCGACAGAACGCAUUUCUCCUCCAAACCCUCCGGGACCAUCUUCUCUGUCGCGCCGUGACUUCAUCGGCGUUUCGCGCUCGAGAGCGACUCUCGCAUGAAUGCAUCGUCCGUCCUGCUUCGGCCGUCGCAGCCUCCGCCGACGCACACGACUCGUCUCGGGAUUCCUCGAGCUCCUUGCCUUGCUCUUCCACGAGUUCUCUCUCUUCUGCUUCGACGUCUCUGCUUCGUCCCCUGUCGUCUUCUUGUACGCCUUCCUCGGGACCUUCAGUUGCAUCCUCAGUCCUGAGUUCUCGCCUCUGGAGCUCUCCUUGUCCUUUCGGCUUGAGCCGCAGCGAACUGUGUGGAGUUCUCAUGGCCCUGGCGUCCCUCGCUGCAUGCACUCCUCGCCUGCUCUCGCAGCUGUUUCUCCUUUGCCUCGGCGACCAGACAGCGCCUUCCUCAAGCGACGAAAAAAACGAACCUUCGGUGGUUCUCUCUCUCACCCACACCCUUCAGUUCCUGCACACAUAUACAGUAGUUUUUGCCAUUCCUCAAACUCCCGCAUCCGUCCUCUUUCCUUCUGACGCUUCCGGGUCCUUCGCUGCCUCUUCCCCCUCUUCUGCGUCUUCGUCGGUCCACGCCUCCAUAUGUCCUUCCUCAUUUGUCGACCGUGCAUCAUCGUUGAGGCUCCCGAACUCUGGAGCUUCUUCCCCUUCGCUCUCCCCGUCGUCUCCUCUCUCCGCGUCUCGAGAUGUCCACAGAUCCGCAAGACCCGCCAAGUCUGGGAGUCGCCACACGGUCGACCGUCUCGUACUUCAGAGGCUUCUUCUGCCCUUCCCCGAGGACCUGCUUCUGCCGCGGUUGCGCUCGCAACUGAGGCUUUUGCUUGUGCAUGCGCUCAAAUGCAUGCAUGGCGCGAGAAGAGAAUUCGGAAGAGAUACGAUGAAGGCAUACCUGCCCCACAGGGCGGCGCUGGGGUGUCUCUGCGGUGACGGAGAGGGCCAAGGAAACGGAGAGACAACGGCCUCGAGAAGUACGGCGGCAGACGGAGAGAUGCGCUCCGACAAGCAAGGCCGAACGGCAGGAAACGGAACCGCAGAAGCCGGAGACGUAGAGGGAGAAGAAAGGGUACUUUUUCGCGACGAACACGGCUUCCUGGCACUCACCGCAUCCGAGACAGAGAAGACGAUCCAGCACCUGCUUCUCGCGCUCAGAGCAGCUGCAACGGGACUCUUUGACUUUCCAGUUUCUGCACAGAGCAUGGAUCGCCGGCACUCCGCAGGAGAAGUCUACUUGAGAACGCUCCCGCUGCCAGUUCUCCGGCAGGCGCGUGACCUGGUCGUGUCUGUCCACCCGUUUUUGAUGGCGGCGAAUCCAAAGCAAGAAGAAGUCCUUUGGCAAGUCUCUUCUGUCGCUUCGCCGUCCCUCGCGUCUGCGUCUCCACCCAGUCUUUUCGCUUCCUCUCUCGCGGAUCCCGAGAGGGUCGCUGCACCUGCCGUGGCUUCUCCUGCCGCGGCAAGCAUUUUCGAUUCCGCUUUCGACGGAGAGAAUGGCGACACAACGCGCGAGGACGCACCGCACAAUGGACAGGAGUUCAGCGUCUUCCAGUCUCUGGCCGAGCCUCGAAUUCUCGACAGACGCCCUCUUCGUCUGCCACAGAGCGUCACGGUCCCAACCACCCGGCCUUUGUCGUCGUCGUUUCCUCCUUCUUCGCCUUCUUCUUUGUCUUCUGACGCGCCUGCGGCCUGCGCGUCUGCCUCGUGCGUCUCUGCACCUUCUGGCUCGUCUGCUGGCUCUUCUUCGCCGUCUGCCGCUUCCUCCAGUGUGUCUCCGUUGCCCUUGCCGAAGUCGUUCUUUUCUCCGAAGAGUUCGCGUUACCAUGCGGAAGUACGAGACGCGCUGCGUCGUCUUCUGUCCUCGGAGCUCGUAAAAGAAGAAACACUGCGCCUGCGCUCGGCCUCGGUGUACCCGCCUCUCGACGGCCUCUCAGAGGUCGCGGGCUGCACAGCCAGUGCCGAGGAGGGAGGAGGGAAGUUGGAGCCAAGGCAGAGGCGAGCGGAGAGAGACAAGAGAGACGAGAGAGACCUAAGAGAGGGAGCGGGCGCGGUCGAUGUCUGUACGCCAAGCAAGCCACGGAGACAAGAGAAGACUCCUCCGUCCUUGAAAGACCUUCAAGUGAUAUCGGAAGUCCGAGUGUACCCAUGGUACCUCGAUCUCCUGAUUCUGAACGGCUCGGCGCUCAAGCGUUGCAUGCAAAGACGCAACUGAGGGAGAGAAACACCGCAGCAGAGAUUAGAAGAAGUGGAACCGAGAAGCGGUUCCAACGAUGAAAGGGCAACUUCGGACAGCGCCUGCGCAGUCUCCCAGGAGUGGCUUGACCUCAGUCGGUCUCUGGUCCUUGCGCCAAGAAAAAGGAGGAAAAUCAUCGAAGACCUACAAUCCAAUGCAAGCGACCUCGAGGGUAUGUGCUACGCAUAUUCUGUGGAGGGUUGCGAAGAACGCAAUCCGGUUCUGUGUUCCUUUCGAGGGCGCCCUCCUGUCUCUGUUUGUGGAUUUUCUGCGGCAUGCUCGCUUGCGCUGUUAACGUUUCGCGUCUCUUGUUUGCGCAUUCGAAGGCGUCUGCGACGCUGCCGUGUACAGACACCCCGCAGUUUGUGUUGCCUCGUGACCUCACACGUUAACGCGGACUGCCUACAAAAGGUCUACGCAACUGAAGACGAGGAAAGCGAGAGAAUGCGAUUCCUCAGCUGCAGUCGGAGCGUCCGCGCCGUUCCCUGCUGUCAGGUUCCUUGUGUCGCUCGAGGAUGGACGCGCGUUCGUUGGGGCGCCGCCGCCGGAAGCCGGUCAGUGGGGGCAAGCCGACGUGAGGCUCACGGCGAGAAGAGCACCCGUUUUUUCUGAAUUUGAAGAAAUGCAGGCUGAGUGACGCACAGAGGUGGAACCCAAGUGGGCGCAGAAUACAUGCGAACGAGGAGGCAGCACAGACAACAAGGGAGCGAAGCAGCGAGAGAGGGCAGAACACCAAGGAGACACAGUACGUCGAGACGCGCAAGUGGGGAGAGAAGAACGAGGCCAGCAGCGAAGGCGGAGCCUGAGGCCGGGAGCAGACUGAUUCGCAGGAAGAGAGGCACAACGGGAGAGAGAACAAGAUGAGACAGAGAAGGAGACGAAAGAGGGACUCAAAGUUAAGCGGAGCGAGAAGCACAAAAUCGAGGUCAAGACGAGGAAGGAUCAGACGGGGGCAGGAACGAGAGAAAGACAGAGUCCGAGAGGACGUGGAUGCGAGGUAUCGACAGGCGGCAAAUGAAGUAAGACAAAUCCCGCGACUAAGUAUCGCCUCUGCGGUGGAACGACAGCCAUGUAACAUGUCGACAAACGCACUCUACAACGACAAAGGAGGGAAGCCGAUCCCUCGCUCGGGUGCAUACGACUCCACAGCGCAGAGCCUCGACGGUCCUGCGCAACAAGAAAAAGUCUCAAGGAAAGUCUUCUGACGACACCGUUUUGUUUUGACAAGACGCACUCUUCUUCGGUUGGUGGAUCAUACGCGUUGUUUCAAGUGUCAAGACGCAAACAUCAGUUUCCUUCUCUUGUCAAAUUCAGUUCCUCGCACACAACCUUGGACGCACAAAUCAAACGAAGGCGCCGGCAGAGACGCAUGACGCAAACCCUCCCCGAAAGAAAUCACCUCAUCAGACAAAUAUGCAAAUACCUCGUAAAUAUCGAUGAUCGAUGUCCCUUACAAAGAGAGGCACAACCACCGACGGCACAUGUAUAUAUAUGUAUAUAUAUACAUACAUGCCGAUGCUAUACCUGAAUCUCAG